AUGGAAGAGAUGGCACGCCCAACUGCACCUUCGAAUCUGCCAGGACUCGUGAAAGCAGCGUUUACGAAGGCGAGAGCCAAUGGCGACCUGACGUACUAUCCCACGCAGGCCGCCAUGUUGACGCCGGGCUCUCUUGCAUUCCAGCUCCGUUUCUCCCCCUCGCUCGCAUCGAAGCCAAAAGCCCCCAAGCCCAAAGAGCCGAACGCGAAACCAUUCAAUCCCUUCGAGAACCCCUCCGCAGCUAUGCUGAUCGCCGAGCUCCCGCCGUCGCACAACCUGGUCCUGAACAAGUUCGCCAUCGUGCCGGAACACUUCAUACUGGCUACGAAAGAGGCCAAGCCCCAGACGCAUGUUCUCGAGAAAGAUGACAUAGACGCAGCCUAUGCCUGUAUACGAGCCUACCAUACCGCGGGACAGGAGCUAUUCACCUUCUUCAAUUCGGGAGAGCACUCGGGUGCCAGCCAACCGCACCGACAUCUGCAGCUUCUGCCCGUAGAGCGCAUGAAAGACGGUCUGGAAGACGCCGACCGCGGAGGCGAGUGGGACGUACUCGCAGACAGGAUUCGUGGGCGGAAGAAGGCACUGCCGUUCUCCAUCUUCACAGCUGCUAUCGAUGCAGAAAUGAGUGGCGAGGAGAGACAUGAUGCGUACUUGGCGCUGUACAAACGUGCCGUCAAGGCCACAAUAGCCAGCGAAGAAGUGCCCGAUAAAGGUGAAGCGAAGAUCAGCUACAACUUUGCCAUGACGAGCACCUCCAUGGCUCUGUGCCCGCGGACAGCGGAAGGCGCCUCCAUCCAGAACCGCAGUGACGAAGAAGCCGGUAGUGUGGCUCUGAAUGGCACGGUACUGGCUGGUACCGCUCUAGUCAAGAAUCAAGCGGAGUGGGACGCUCUCAGGGAGAAUCCUGACAUGCUCUUGAGCGUUCUCAGAAAGAUCGGGGUACCGCCGACGGACGAGUUGCAAGGCAAUCUUUGA
Anthostomella pinea is the source of this 975-nucleotide messenger RNA. The record is from the annotation of a GenBank genome assembly. Lineage: Eukaryota; Fungi; Ascomycota; Sordariomycetes; Xylariales; Xylariaceae.